AUAGAAAAACAUAUGCCCUCUUCUCCCUCUGCCAUCUUCUACACAAGACGUUGGUGCUGUUGCUGAUUUGUAAAGAGAAGAAGCUGAACAUUAGUUGUGGGCUUCAGAACAAUCAUCUUUGUAUAAAGGUUUGAAGGGAAAAUCCUCCCUCUGUGGUGAAUAAACUCUAUGGUGAUUGAACCUCACUUUGAUGACCUGCACACCAUUACAAGAACCGAAAAACCAUGUGAUGGAUCUUCCUCUUCUUCCCAGCAGCAACUCACAACAUAUAACUACAGACUGUCUGAUCCCCAGUUCUUUCCCCAACCAACCAAUAAUGAAUCGAACGCAGAAAUCUCCGACCUGGUCCCCAUCCCUGGAAUGUAUAAUGUCAGUAGCAACCUCGGACAAAACCAACUUCAGAUUCCUGCAGGGAUAAGCCCAGACUACCAAAGGAUCAGAUCAAACAAUGCUCUUCACAACAUUAGCCAGAUGCUGAUGGAGGAUGUCGAUGAGAGGGUUGGCUUGCAUGAAGGGGAGCCCGCCCUUCAUGCUGCUGAGAAGGCCUUCUAUGAUAUUCUAGAGCAGGUAUACCCGCCUUCAUGGCCACCACUCUGUAGCAACAAUGAAGCAGAUGGCCCAGAUGAGAGCAGGAACAAUUGCCAAAAACGGCCUCGCAGCACUAGCUCCACUAGUGACAUGUCCAGUCGCAGCGUGUUACACCCCUUACCAGCCCCUUUGAGUCCAUAUAACUAUGGCAGGAGUCUUUUCAUGCCAUAUCAGCCUUCAACAAGCACUGGGAGGGCCGCUAGAUUUGGCUUCCCUGCCUUGCAAAUCAUAAGAAGUGCCGAGGAUGCAAAGGGGUUUGAUAAAAGUGUCAUCUAUUUGGACAGCGACAAGCUUUGCAUCUGCAGGCUGACUACAAAGGCGAAAGAAGUCGAGAAGAGCAAAUAUGCAGUCUUUCAGAUCACAGACCACAGGGGGAACAAUCCAUAUACCCAAGAUUUGAAUAACAGGGAAGGGAGAAGCAGCAAACAACAUACGAAUACGGUUACUUGCGAAAUAAGCCAAAACAGAAAGUUUGACAGAAUUCUGCUUUGCUACCGUCAUGAAUGUUUCAACGAAACAGUAAGCCUGCGAGAAUUGAUGGGAAAGCAAGCAAGGAAGGAUUCACCGAAAGGUCAAAGCAAAGGACCUGCUCAACAGAAGCUGCGGGGCAAGAGGCAGAUCAACAAAGAAGUGGUCGAUCUUAGGACUCUCCUCAUCCACUGUGCACAAUCUGUAGCAGCUGACGACCGUCAGCUGGCCACUGAGCUCAUCAAGAAGAUAAGACAGCACUCCUCGCCUGAUGGAGAUUGUACUCAGAGGUUGGCCUUUUACUUAGUGGAUGGCCUUGAGGCACGUCUAGCUGGGAUCGGGAGUCAGCUGUACCGCAAAUUCCUGGAGAAGCGAGUAACUGAUGAAGAGGUGUUUAAGAUCUACAAACUUUGUCUUGCGGCUUUCCCUUUGCUCAGGGCGUCAAACGCCUUUGCCAACAAAACUAUUGUUGAAGCCUCCAGGGGGCAAUUGAAGGUGCACAUCAUCGAUUUUGGCAUAUGCUUUGGCUUUCAGUGGCCAUCACUGAUCCAGCAGUUUGCUGAGCAAGGAGUGCCUCCAAUGCUUCGGAUUACAGGCAUAGAUGUGACUCGACCAGGUUUCGGCACCUUGGAGAUCACUGAGCAGGCAGGGAAGCGGUUGGCUGAUUAUGCAAACAUGUUUAAGGUACCUUUCCAAUAUCAGGGCAUUUCCUCACGAUUUGAAAACGUUCAGAUUGAAGAUCUCAACAUCGAGGAGGAUGAACUUCUCAUAGUCAACUGUUUGUACCGGAUGAAAUCUCUUGGCGAUGAGACAGUAUCCAUGAAUAGCGCAAGGGAUAGGGUGCUGAAAAUCAUGAGAAGGAUAAACCCAAAGGUCUUCAUUCUCGGCGUCGUGAAUGGGUCAUACAGUUCUCCCUUCUUUAUAACGCGUUUCAAAGAGCUCCUGUUCCAUUACUCCUCAGUGUUCGACAUGUUUGAUGCAAAUGCUCCACGGGAUAAUGAAGCAAGAAAGCUGUUAGAGGGGAGAGUGCUUGCGCGGGAGGCGAUAAACAUCAUAGCAUGCGAGGGCGCAGAAAGGACAGACAGGCCAGAAACUUACAAGCAGUGGCAAGCAAGGUGCCUCAAGGCCGGGUUCGAGCAGCUCCCUGUCGAUCCAGCUAUCUUAAAUUCAAUAAUAGAAAUGAAGAAAGCGAUUUAUCAUGAGGACUUUGUUGCUGAUGAAGACAGUGGCUGGCUGCUACAAGGAUGGAAAGGCAGAGUGAUGCAUGCAAUAUCCAAAUGGAAGCCCAAUGAAUCAUGUUCUGAUCAGUAAGAAAUUUAAACAGUUCUUCGUAUGUACUGGCUGUA
Molecule: messenger RNA, 2402 nt
Organism: Panicum hallii
Lineage: Eukaryota; Viridiplantae; Streptophyta; Magnoliopsida; Poales; Poaceae
Product: scarecrow-like protein 30
Exons: 2
Coding region: 169-2367 (732 amino acids)
Biological process (GO): regulation of DNA-templated transcription
Cellular component (GO): nucleus
Molecular function (GO): sequence-specific DNA binding; DNA-binding transcription factor activity
Source: RefSeq, a predicted model, not a curated record